GUGCCGAAGUGCCGAAGUGGAACCCCGAGUGGACGAGUGUAUGACCUGUUCGCCGGACGAUUCCUUUCACUCCCGUCUCAGUCUUUCAGACUUUCACCUUCUCUACUUUCUCAGAGAUCAAAGUACCCUACUUCUGUCAGUCUCCCUCUUCAAUUCCAGGCAAUCAAUCAAUUCAAUAUUAGGGAUGAAAAGGUUAAACCUUUAACACCAAGGGAAGCUCCGAAGUUGGGUAUGUAAUUCAGCUAUCUGACAAAACCGUUCUUGUCUUCUUGAUGUUCGUCCCUCAUUCCCUCUACGUACAGAACACAAAAAGGGUUAUGCAGUUUUAAUUUCAUCAAUUUUCACGGAGUACUCCAUACUGCUAUUCAAUUGUUUCUCAAGGAUUUGGAGCUUUCAGUAUUUUGUGUAAGAUAGGUGAUAAUGAUCUACGGUGACAUUUACUUCAUUUGUUUAGGUACCUGUAAAGUAUUUGAUUGGACUUGAAAGGAAAAGCGCAAGACCAGAUAGGGAGAGAAAUCAUGGAUGAGAGCGGCAUGCGAUUCAGUGAACCGAAUUACCAUGGUUGGUCUGUAGAUGAGGAUGACUUUUCAGAUGAGUACGAAGAGUUAUUCUCGGAUGAGGAAGCUUCCCAGAGUGCAAAUAUGGAUGAGAAUCUGGAUUGUCUACACUUCAACGGCAAGAAGUAUGAAGAUCUUAGAUCCUCUGAUAUGAUUGGUGUUGAGUUUAGCAGCGUCGAGGCAGUGGAUACAUUCUAUGCUUACUAUUCACUUGCCAUGGGCUUCAGUUUCAGAAAGGAAAAGUUGUGUCGAAAUACAGCACAAGUGGUGGUGAGAAGACAGUUAGUGUGUUCAAAGGAGGGUGAGAGAAAAAAAAGGGGCAAGCCUGAUCCUAGUUUUGCAUCGGAAAUCAUUUCAUGCGCCCAAAAUCUUAGUCCACCUCAUGGGACAAAACAGGUAUGCAAGAGGAAGACAGUUAACCAGAAACCAAUCGUGGAAGAUGCUGAUAGAAGAAGUAUGAAACGUUCUGGGAAGCAGUCUGGUGAAGAUGAACAUGGAAAAAAAAGGCAGCGCCCUCCACAGAGAAAUAUUACCAGAGGUAAUUGUCAAGCUCGUAUCACAGCGCGCCGAUGCAAGGAAAGUGGUGUCUUCCGUGUGGUCCAAUUCAUCACCGAACAUAACCACGCCCUUGUUACAACAGAGUUUGUUCCCUUCCUCCGAUCGCACCGCAAGGUUCGGGACCAUGACGUUGCUCAGGUAACAGCACUUAAGAAAGUCUCUGUUGGUACAUGCCGGGCUUAUGAGUUGUUGGUCCACCAAGCCGGUGGCCAUGAAUUUGUUGGUUUCCUCAUCAAAGAUUUGUAUAACAAGAUGGACUCUGAAAGGAAGGAACUCAUGGUUGAUGGUGACGCCCAGUCUACAAUCAGUUUCAUGAAUUUGAAAGCAUCUAAAGAGGCGGAGUUUUUCUGUUUGUUCAGUGUUGAUGCAGAAGGCCGGCUGGGUAAUAUGUUUUGGAGAGAUACGAAGUCUCUAGCAGAUUACAAUAAUUUUGGGGAUGUUUUGAUUAUUGAUAGCACCUACAAGACCAACAUAUACGGCAAACCAUUAGCCAUCUUUGUUGGUGCAAAUAACCACAGGGCGACAGUACUAUUUGCGUGUGCAUUGUUGGCUGAUGAGAGUGAGGACACCUACAAUUGGGUGGUUACGGCCUUUUUGACUUCCAUGAGGGGGAAAAAACCAAUAUCAGUCCUCACUGACGGGGACGAGGCAUUGAGAAAUGCAGUUGUGAAUCUCAUUCCGGAGGCCCGACAUCGAUUGUGUGCAUGGCACAUUGCUAAGAAUGUUGUAAAAAAUGUUAGGGAUGCGGAUGUCCAAAGGGAUUUUUGCCACCUAAUUUUUGCCGGACUCGGAGUUGAUGAGUGGGAAAAGUCGUGGCAUUACAUGGUGACAAUGAAUGGGCUUCAAGACAACAAAUGGGUUGCUGCAAUGUACAACAAGAGGGAGAGGUGGGCAGAAGCUUUCUUUAGGAACCAUUUCUUCAGUGGUAUGUGUACCACUCAAAGAUGCGAGGCAAUGCAUAGAAAUUUAAAAGGUGGGGUUGGUCGUUACAUGAGGUUGUGUGAAGUGUUGCCACGCAUGGACAAGACAAUUGAAUGCAUCAGGUUUAAUGGGCUUAACGAUGACUUCAAAUCAAUGAACUCGCACCCGGUUAUUGGCAGCCACAUGCGGUGUAUUCAACAACAGGUUAGUGUAAGGUUUACCCACGACGUAUUCCUCCUCAUAAAAGAUCAAAUUCUUUUUGAGUCAAAGUUUCUCGUUGCUGACCGUGUUCGUUAUGAGAAUCAAGGAUCAACACUUCAUCUUGUAACCCAAUAUGGUAAACCUGAAAGGACAUGGCAUGUGACACAUUAUCAAGGUAAGCCCGACCUUUCUUUCGUAUGCUCAUGUCACCUCUUUGAGUCGGAUGGUAUUCCUUGCUGCCACAUCUUCACAGUCAUAAAGACAAUGAAUAUGACUACCCUUCCAGAAUCUUUGGUUAAUCAGAGGUGGACAAAACAGGCUUGUACCAAAGAUACCAGCACCCUCAGUAGUGGAAUAAUGCCCGCCAAGGAUUUGCAGCUUGCCCGUUAUGGGCAAAUGAUGGGUGAUUGUGCUCAAAUUUGUCAUUCAGCUUCAUUCUCAGAUGAGGCAUAUGAAGAAAUCACUAACUGUCUUAGUCGACUAAUGGUUAGGUCCAAAACAUUCAAGAGAUGCAAAGAUAGUCAGCCACCAGAAACUGUUGAUGGUCUACAACCUAAUGUGAUUAGGGAUCCGAACGUGUGCAAAACCAAGGGCACUCAUUCCAGGCAUUCCACCAGUGUUGAGGUUGAGAGGGAUCAGCCAGGAGGGAGGGGUUGUGGAUUUUGCAGCCGGCCAGGUCAUAAUGUACGCACUUGUGCACUGCUAGCUGCACAAAAUGGGGGGGGAAAAGGAUGAACCUCGUCUCCAAAGAGCACGGAACAGCUCCAUUGAUGCUAGCUUGCAGUCUACUCCGGGUUCCAAUAGAUACAAGGGUCCAGCUGGUUUCACAAACAUUGGUCAGAUUGAUGAGGAUGAUGCUUUCCUCAAUCAAACUAGCAGUCAACAUAUGUUGCAUCAUGUUGAAGAAUCUAGGACGUUUGACUUUUUUACCGGUCACGACACCUUUUUGGCUUCCUUGAGUGCUCCAUCUGCAAAUCUAAAUGGUGGGAACACAUUCGUGCAGCCUUUCUGAGCAUCAAUUGCAGCCUGCUGGAGGUCAGAGUAAAAUCUUGGUC
Rosa chinensis is the source of this 3292-nucleotide messenger RNA. RefSeq names its product protein FAR1-RELATED SEQUENCE 5. The transcript has 5 exons. The record is from RefSeq and is a predicted model, not a curated record. Lineage: Eukaryota; Viridiplantae; Streptophyta; Magnoliopsida; Rosales; Rosaceae. Bases 519 to 2972 code for a protein of 817 amino acids. Gene Ontology annotation, molecular function: zinc ion binding.